Messenger RNA from Plasmopara halstedii, 582 nucleotides. RefSeq lists its product as uncharacterized. Bases 1 to 582 code for a protein of 193 amino acids. The record is from RefSeq and is a predicted model, not a curated record. NCBI's taxonomy places the organism in Eukaryota, Oomycota, Peronosporomycetes, Peronosporales, Peronosporaceae. The transcript is spliced from 3 exons.
AUGGGCUCGCAGCUUCGACAAGCCAAAAAUGAGCAUGUAUUGGCAAAACCAAGACUAAAAGGCAUGUCUUCAAUAAAAAGGAUUUACGCAGGUACUUGUUGCGUGUACGUAGAGCUUAAUAUGUUUUCGUCGACAUAUCGCGAAGUUUGGCAAUCGUGCAAGGCUUUGUUUGCUGCACUGAUGCCAAGGCUAGCACAAAUUUGCUGUAGCCAAGCAUAUCUUUCUAUCACACGUGCGGCCCAGGUGCAGCGUUGCCUUCUUGUACAGUACUUGCAGCUGCUUUUCUUGUCGAUGCUGAAAGUUCAAAGCUUAAAUGACGAUGCAACUAUAUGCCGAAGACCCUCGACGUGCGCAAGCAAAAGCUGUGCUGUAUUCCGAAGCAUCAAUUUGGCAAGCGAUUGUGACUUGACCGAAGUGUGCUGUACGGGUCAGAGUGUAUCAGAUCGGCUACCGAAUACCGUUUACCAAAGUGUCUAUCUGAUCGAAGAACGAGACGUAUACCAGCAAGUCCACUUUGCUCGCUAUCAUGCAGAAGUCAAUUUCCCUACUUUAUGUCGACAUGUCUCAGCUAAAAGACUGUGA